Molecule: messenger RNA, 556 nt
Organism: Styela clava
Lineage: Eukaryota; Metazoa; Chordata; Ascidiacea; Stolidobranchia; Styelidae
Source: RefSeq, a predicted model, not a curated record
UGUUCAAUGUAGAAUACGUUUCAAAUGUCCUGGUUUUGUAGACAGACUUGCAUCCGUUCAUAUUUGUAAUGAGCCAUGAGAAAUUUAUGAGUCCUGUUUGUGGGGCCAUCCUGUGCGAGCUGGACAGGUAAUAAAUUUGAUCCAUCUUGUUACCUUACAGACAUUCUACACUUAAGCAUUUAGCAGGCUAAUUCAGAAGUCAAAUAUGAUUUUUGUCAAAGUAUUCUGCUUUUUUCUUCUCAUCGGCUUGUCUUUCGGAAAGAAAUUACCUGAUGGAGUCUGUGUCACCAAGCUAGUGAAAGGGAAACUCAUCUCUGUGGGAGAUUGCAAGAAAGGCGACGGAUCUGAGAUUGCCAACCUGAUUAAAGAAAGUCUCGCAAAGAAGCAACAACAAAAAUGUGACGUCACAUACAAGAAAAAAUGCUUCCGAGCACGAUGCCGAACCAACUUGCGAAUCAAUGAACGGAAAACCCGCGAAUAUUUACGACCUCGCCCAUUACCAGCUGCUGCUCCCUCAUCUACGUUCACUGAUUCCUGCUGGUCAGACAUAUAUUGA